CCCCACCCUCAGCUCACGUCACAAGAUCCCCUUCUCUCCCCACCACCACCGAACGACGUCGUCCCCCGCGCGCGCUACUUCACGCGGGACUUGGCUCGCCCGCCGGAAUCCCGCGGGCCAGGCUCUCCUCUCCUCGCCGCGUCCCCAGACUGGUUGAUCUGUAUGAUGACAUUCAUAAAAUGAUACUGUAUUGUGACAUAUAUUUGAGAUGGAUGAUCUGCCAGAUGGUGAGGGGCAAUCUGAUACACACUCUACUGACGCAAAUUGGCUGUCCUCGCAUGAAGAGCAUAAGUUCCAAUCCAUUUCCUUGGCUAAACAGGACCACAAUUCGGAUUUGGCAGAUUCUUCUCUUAACUGUAUGAAAGGUGACCAUUCAUUUUGCGCUUCUCAGGAAUUAUGGUCUACUGGAUCUUUAUCGAGUCCAAUACCUAAUGGAUUUUAUUCAAUUAUUCCGGAUAAGAAACUGAAGGAGUGUUUUGACGCCAUUCCUUCUCCCGAUGAUCUGUAUUCCCUUGGAAUAGAGGGCUUCAAGGCUGAGAUAAUUCUUGUGGACUUAGAGAAGGAUAAAAAGCUAUCCGCGAUAAGGCAGCUAUGUGUAGCUCUGGUAAAAGGAUUGAGUUCUAACCCAGCUGCAAUGGUAAAAAAGCUUGCAGGUUUGGUUUGUGACUUCUAUAAGCGACCAAACCCACAGCUCAGCCCUGCAAGAACUUCUUCUGAAGAAAUUUUUAAUUUCAUGGAAAACAAGGGAAUUCAAUUGUUGGGGCAAAUAAGACAUGGAUCUUGUCGGCCCAGAGCAAUGUUAUUUAAAGUCCUUGCUGACUCUGUUGGUAUAGAUUCUAAGCUGUUGGUGGGCAUUUCUGAUGAAGAAUCUCAUGAACACGAUGACUCACCCAAACAUAUGUCUGUUGUUGUUAUGCUGAAGUCCAUGGAGUUUCUCGUUGAUCUAAUGCGUUUUCCAGGACAACUAAUUCCAUUCUCAUCCAAAGCUAUAAUCACAUCCCAUAUAUCUGCUUCUGGAGAGAGUGAUUCUGCUGACUAUGAUUCUUGUGAUUCUCCUCUUGAACCGAAUAGUCCUUUGUGCUCUCAACGGCAAGAGCAAGAUGAAAACAAUAGGCCAUUUAAAGUUCCGUCCCUAAGAGACAUCAUGCGCCGAACUUCAAACUCUAUGGAGGGCAAAUUGAGAUGUUCAUCACAUAGUGAACCAAAUGUUGCCAAUGCCUUAUGUGGACGCCGUGGGAGGAAAGCUAAUGAACAUCAAAGAACUGCCAGUUCAAGUCCAGAGCAUCCAUUGUCCAGAGCACAUGGGCGCUCAAACUUGGGCGAUAGACAGUACAAAGAUGGUGUAGCUGUAUCAAGGUACCUCAAUGGUGCAUCAACAUCAAAUGCGCGGAGAGGACGUCCAAAAAGUAUGAGUACAUCCCCUGAAAUUGGUGAUGACUUUGCGAGGGCAGUUAAAGAAAUGAGUGAAAGCAUGAGGAAGAAUCGCCAUUCAAGGGCACAUAAUGAUGGUAGUCCAGGACAUUCAAAUGAUUCACAGAGAAAAGAAUCAGUAGGUGAUCUCAACGGUGAUGAGGUGUCAGUAAGAGAACCAAAUGUUCAGGAAGGUUCAAGAAGGCACAUUAUUACUCAGAAGGCAUUGUCAUUACCUUCAUCACCACAUCGGUUAGGUAACCAUGGUUCAAAUCUUAGGGAGCCAGCUGACUUCCUUACAGCAGAAGAUCUGAUGUCCACUUGGAAUAAAGCAUUGCAAUCUUCACCAUUUCUGAACAAGCCAUUAUUGCCUUUUGAAGAAUGGCAUAUUGGGUUCUCAGAGAUUGCUGUUGGCACUCGUGUUGGAAUAGGGUUUUUUGGGGAAGUAUUCCGUGGCAUCUGGAAUGGAACAGAUGUAGCUAUAAAAGUAUUUCUGGAGCAAGAUUUAACAAUGGAGAAUAUGGAAGAUUUCUGCAACGAGAUCUCCAUACUUAGCCGUCUCCGACAUCCUAAUGUCAUAUUGUUCCUUGGUGCAUGUAUGAAGCCUCCUCACUUGUCCCUAGUCACUGAAUAUAUGGAAAUGGGUUCCUUGUACUAUUUGAUUCACACAAGUGGCCAGAAAAGUAAGAUCAGUUGGCGAAGGAGGCUAAAAAUGCUCCGUGAUAUCUGUAGGGGUCUUAUGUGUAUGCACCGUUUGAAGAUAGUUCAUCGUGAUCUAAAGAGUGCGAAUUGCCUUGUUAACAAGCACUGGACAGUCAAGUUAUGUGAUUUUGGGCUCUCUCGGUUAUUGUCGAAUUCUGCAAUGAGUGACAACUCAUCUGCAGGCACUCCAGAGUGGAUGGCUCCUGAGCUUAUUCGUAACGAACCAUUUACAGAAAAGUGUGAUAUCUUCAGCCUAGGAGUUAUCAUGUGGGAGCUUUGCACUCUGAGUAGGCCCUGGGCAGGAAAGCCGCCAGUUCAGGUUGUUUACUCUGUUGCGAACGAAGGGGCAAGAUUGGAAAUACCAGAUGGACCUCUGGGUAGCUUGAUAGCAGAUUGCUGGACAGAACCGGAGAAGCGCCCAAGCUGCCAGGAGAUCCUCACUCGUUUGCUUGAUUGCGAGUACACCUUAUGUUGAGCUACCUAGCUCUAGUAUGUAUAUCAGCUACAGGCAACACAUUGGUUCGGUUUAUAUUCCCUCCGUCCCAAAAUAAGUGCCGUUGCUUUAGUACUAUAUUUGUACUAACUUAGUUCUAAAUUUGGGUCACUUAAUUUGGAAUGAAGGGAGUACAUCAUUUGCUUUCCCCCUUUUCACCAUUUUGACAUUUUUGAUAUGUAAAUUGUCAAACUUGAAGUAUAAAAUAAGAACUUCUCAUA
Hordeum vulgare subsp. vulgare (domesticated barley) is the source of this 2826-nucleotide messenger RNA. Its product is annotated as serine/threonine-protein kinase EDR1-like. Gene Ontology annotation, biological process: protein phosphorylation. The transcript has 17 exons. The record is from RefSeq and is a predicted model, not a curated record. Bases 209 to 2587 code for a protein of 792 amino acids. Gene Ontology annotation, molecular function: protein kinase activity; ATP binding. Lineage: Eukaryota; Viridiplantae; Streptophyta; Magnoliopsida; Poales; Poaceae.